Molecule: messenger RNA, 1851 nt
Organism: Erigeron canadensis
Lineage: Eukaryota; Viridiplantae; Streptophyta; Magnoliopsida; Asterales; Asteraceae
Exons: 15
Coding region: 124-1323 (399 amino acids)
Source: RefSeq, a predicted model, not a curated record
UCUUGUUCAUUCAAAAGAUAUAUUCUAAUAAUAUUAUUAUUCUAGAAAGUUACUUUUCAUCGUCUUCUUGUUCGGGUUUUGGCGUUUUCACUUUCAGGUGACAACCAACAUACACACAUAUAUAUGAAGAUUUUUAAUUUUGCCUCUCUAACAUCUGAUCCCAAAAGUAAAAGAAGCGUCACAAGUCUCAUUAUUGUGUCAUCUCUACUCUGCGCUAUUUAUAUUCUCAGGGCCGCGUUUUUUGCAAAUGACUUCAAAAUUCCACAAAGAUCAAAAGUGGAGUUGAAAGAUGCCGAAAAAUGCAAGAUACAGUGCAGGCCUCCUGGCAGCGAUUUAUUGCCACAAGGAAUUCUUGCCAGAACUUCUGAUUUGGAAAUGCGCCCUUUAUGGGGUUCGUUUAGUGAUGAUAGCCUUCCAAGGCGUUCGGUGAGUUUGCUCGCUAUUGCAGCUGGAAUAAAGCAAAAGUAUAUGGUUAAUAAAAUUAUAACAAAGUUUUUAGGAAAUGACUUUGUCAUAAUGGUAUUUCACUAUGAUGGCAUCGUUGAUCAAUGGAAUGAUCUACAAUGGACUACUCAAGCUAUUCACAUAUCUGCCAUGAACCAAACGAAGUGGUGGUUCGCUAAGAGAUUCUUGCACCCUGAUAUAGUCGCAGAGUAUGAUUACAUUUUUCUUUGGGAUGAGGACCUCGAUAUCGAACAUUUGGAUCCAGGCCGGUAUAUAUCAAUUAUUAAAGAAGAAGGACUUGACAUAUCACAGCCAGCGCUUGAUCCUAGAAAAUCAGAGGUCCACCAUCAAAUUACUGUACGCCGAAAGAACUCCAAAGUUCACAGGAAUUUUUUGAAGUUUAGAGGCAGUGGAAGGUGUUAUGGCAAUAGCACAGGCCCUCCAUGUUCUGGUUGGGUAGAAAUGAUGGCUCCUGUGUUCUCAAAAGCUGCUUGGCGAUGUGCAUGGUAUCUGAUUCAGAAUGAUUUGAUUCAUGCAUGGGGUAUUGAUUUUCAGCUCGGCUAUUGUGCUCAGGGUGACCGACAGCAAAAGGUUGGUGUGGUUGAUGCUGAAUACAUAGUUCAUCUGGCUGUCCCUUCUCUUGGUGGUUCUAACCAUGCAAGCAAUGUGUCACUUGAUAAUGUAAAUGUAAUAAAUUCAACAGAUACAGAUGAUCUUGUAAAUUUGUCAAAUAUUAGUACUUCACAUCCAGCCGAUGGUAGACUUGAGGUGAGGAAGCAAUCGUAUCUUGAAAUGCGUAUCUUCAGGCGUAGAUGGAACAAGGCAGUUGAAAACGACAAAUGUUGGGUUGAUCGAUAUGCCAAUAACACAACGAAGUAAAUUGUUUCUUAUUUCCUUUUCCUUGUUGACUUGAUGGAAGAUCCAAUACUCUACAAAAUCGUCAUUUAGCUAAGCAUAUAUAAUUCUUUUAACCAACCGUUACAAGCCAGAAUCCGCCGCCCUUGAACAUAAAUGCUGGAGUCCCAAGAUAUAUGUUGGGUUUUUGAAACUUUGGCUGCUAAAUGAAGAAGAUGGUACAUAGACAGAUGGUUGUAAUUAAGUUGUGAGUGUGUUCUUUUUUGGUAUAUCUCAUGUUAGUUACUUGUUCGUCCGAAAAGGAUGAACAAUGACCACUUGGCCACAAUUGAUGGAUAGUAGUACAUAAAUGGAUGGAUUGGUGAUUGGGUGAUGAUGAUCAUGGUUAUGUAAGGUUAUAUGUAUCUAACAAAUGGUUAAAGACACCUGUAAAUGACUAAGAGUUGUCUUGGUGACAAGAUUGAGAGUUGUCUCGGUGACAAGUCUCGAGUGCCGUUUAUAUGAACAACAAUCUGGAACUUUUUAAUACACUAUCAGCAAUAGUUUUAUCAA